AUGUCGUCACCUGUCGAGCAAAUGGAGAAUGUGGAGUACGGAAAGCCAGAUCCGAACCGACGGACGAUAAAGCUUUUCGAGGAGUACGAUGCUCUGUACGAGAAGCAACAAUACGAUGUGGAUAUGAACAAACCGAUGGAGCUCUUGGAGCAAUCGGAAAUGUUUGAAAUAUAUUGUCCAGCCACCAUGGAGAUCAUUUCGAUUGCGAAGGAAGCAGGAGACGUUCUCAGCGAUCAAUCAUUAGAUUUUCUCGACCAGGCGCUGAAAAAUGCCGUCAUUCCACAAGGAUAUUCUCCACAAGGAAGUGAUGCUCUAAGCACUGUGAAAAACGUCGCCAGUGUCACAAAGGAUUUCCUUGACGCGGGAAAGAUUAUUUUUGAAACUUUUCCCAAGUAUCUUCAGAUCUUUGGACCACUCGGAUCACUUAUCAAAGACAUUAUCGACAUAGCGAAACCAGAAAAGAAAGAUCCUGUGCUUGAAGAGUUGGGAAAUCUCAAGGGUCAACUUCAAUCGCUCUCGCAAAAGAUGACCGUCCAAUUCGACGAAUUGAAAUCGUUCAUGGUGGAGAAUGAUUUUUAUAAUAAAUACGCUCACAAGGCUUCUCUUCUUUUCGAAUACAUGAUGGACUGUGCAUCUGUUGACAAGAAGGCGCAGGAGAGAUUUGAAGAAUGCUACAAGGAAAUGAAGCCAGAGAGAUAUGUCACAGAAAUGAUGAUCAAGCUGGAGUCGGACGUGACGAACCCUCUCAAAGUGAUUAUGGCGGGAGACGAGCUGACUUCAAAAGCAACAUUUGAAAAGUGGAAAAGCGUGCUCGCAAGCACACUUGCACAAUUCUUGAUGUUGGAAUGCUUCGCUAUGGGGCUUCUUCAUCCAAAAGACGAAAGUGACUGUAAUAAAAUCAUGGAAAAGUUGACUUACUACUCUACUCUGGUAAAACAAUGGGAGAAGCAUUAUUUGAACGACAGACCAUACUGGUCAAACCUCAAAAACUACGUGAAAAGAAUUCAAGGAGAAGGUACUUUCGACAAGGACGAAGACAUGGCCGACGCGCUCUUGAAAGGAUUCGAGACUAUUUUCACAAAGUAUUAUAUAUCAUCUUUUCUCUUUUCACAAAAGUAUGUGCAGAGAAUUCAAUUCGUUUAACAAGGACGAAGACAUGGCCGACGCGCUCUUGAAAGGAUUCGAGACCAUUUUCACAAAUGACAACUUCUAUAUAUGUGUUUUCGACAGAAACGUUCACUGCGAUUAUCACACCGUGAAACCCGAAAUGUUGUUCGUCUCGACAAAUAACGGAAAGUUCAACGUGAUCAUUUCUCGUGCAUUUGAGCACAACGAGUCGACAUGUUUGCAAUAUGGGGAUAUACUGGACAAUAACAGGGAUCGGAAAACUAGCGGAGGAAACCUUUUGCACACUUUGACAACUCUUAUGAAAGAGUACCUUCGAUCGGCAGUGAUCUCAUCUGCGAAGAACGAGUUCAAGGGAUGCUCGUACUUUUUGGCGGUUACUUCCAGAGAUGUGGCUGUCAGAUGGACGAAAAAAAAUGGGGCUCGUAAGGGUCCAGGAACCUUCAAUUGGCAUGGACAACUGACUGUUGUCAAUCUCUUUUAUGCCAAGUGGUAUAUGCUCUACAUGGUUGGAGAGUAAUUCUCCUUGCAAUUGUUCCAAUUUAAACUCAUUUUAUGGCGUCAGAAGAGCUCUUUUUAUUUGUAAAAUUAAAUAAUAAAU
Caenorhabditis elegans is the source of this 1726-nucleotide messenger RNA. NCBI's taxonomy places the organism in Eukaryota, Metazoa, Nematoda, Chromadorea, Rhabditida, Rhabditidae. The record is from the annotation of a RefSeq genome assembly.